AUGAGUUCACGCCGGCGUAAUGGCCAGGCUGCAUCCUGUGAACCCUGUCGGAAAGAUAAAGUGCGCUGCGAUCAUGAAACCCCAAGCUGUGGACGGUGCCAGAAACGCAACAUAACUAGUCGUUGUUUUUACCAUCCAGCCCCGCUGACACGAGAAAUGGACUCGCCGACUCCUCAAUCCAGGUCACAGCAAAUCCGGCGUCCUGCAAAAGAACGCAGUCGGAGGGAGAGCCUAAGGCCGCCUUCGUCUACGCCAUCGUCAGUUGAGAUUAGCAUUCGGAGUCCAGAAACGGACCAAUCUCUUCCACCGGGCUACUUCGGCCCUACGAGCUUUGUAUCAGCCUUUUCUGGUGACUCGGGGUGUAAAUUACUACCCUCAAAUGAUGAGACGCAGGUGCCAGGAAAUAGCCACUCGAUGUUACCCUCGUACUGGGUGCCUGAGAUGACCAAGCUGUUGGGUAUACUGAGUGAAGUUUCCACAAUUGAACAGUUAGUGCAUGGUUUCUAUGGCGCAAGUCAAUCCGCUAUUCUUCCCAAUCUUCUCACCUUCGACCUCGUGACCGAAAUGCGAGGUAUACUGGAAAAGGACGAGACUCCGCAGACUAUAUACAAGAAGACCACUCAGAUUCUGGAGAGCACUGCCCAAAACUUCCAAAUGCCCCCUGAUAUCAAAGGAAAGGACUUUCACAGGCUAUUUAGAGGCACGAAAAUGCGCCUAGAGAUCAUAGGUCUAGUAUAUGCUAUUGCUGGACGGUCCUGCAUUUUUGGGCUCGCCCACGAUAGGUUUCCAGGGCACGCCGAGGCCGCAUCUGCAGCACGUUUUCAGUUUGCACGAAGGAUGUUGACGGCGAGCAAUAAUGCCAUACAUGUGUGCAAAUUAUUGACCCCGGUGAAUGAUAUGACUAGUUGGCUUCUGCAUGAAAAUAUGCUGCUGUCUUGUAUGCUGCAUGGGGACUCCAGUUCUCCAACUUGGCAUAGGCUAGGAGAGUUAUCUAGCUGCAUCUUCGAAGUGGGCUUGCAUCGUGACUGCCACAAGACAGAAAAUAUUCCCACGUUCCUGCGCGAGAUACGGCGGAGGCUAUUUGCUGCCUUUUACCAUUCAGACAAGAAUAUGGCAACCUUUUUUGGACGUCCACCGCACGUAUCCUGGCGAUAUUGCGACUGCAAGCCCCCUCUCGAUAUCAGUGAAGACGCCAUAGUGGGUGACGAUCAAGACCUCGAGCGAGCUAUGGAAGAGUUAGAUAACGAUGGCUGGAAUGUCCAUCCUACCUUCCGUCGAACCUCCUGGUAUCGAGUUCGAUAUAUAAUUGCACCAUUCCGAGAGGAGAUAUUAGAGCUGUCUCUCCGACCCGUAUACUCUGAAGCUGCAGAAAGAUUAAAGGAUAUUUCCUUUCGUUGUACGCAAGCUUGGAACUCGAUACCAGAGCAUCUGCGUUACUCAGCCAGCGACUGGAAGAGUAGCCACCCCGUCGGAGUUCGCGUUAUGCUGAUUGCAUCACACCUGCUGUACCUGUAUAACCAUUUCCUCAUACAAAGGCUCCUCACACAGCAUGACCCAUCCGCCGAAACGGAAUUACUCGAAGUUAGCUCGAAGAUUCUCUCUGCCGUCUUGAUUCUCGGCAGGCAACAAGAGUCUAUGAUCGAUAUCCAACGCGACUUCAACUCUAUGAUUGUACUGUGCGGAUUUCCAAGCGCUAGUACAUUAAUAAAGGCUCUCCAGACCCAAGUCCGAACCGGCCAUCCAGUGCCCUAUACCGGAUCUAGGGCAGAGCUCAUCCGAAACCUCAGCGUCUUCAUCUCGCAUAUCGAUGCGAUGGCUCGACCGCUGACAUUCAACAUCAACCACACGCUAUUCGAACGUGCAAGUAAAGUGUUCACGAAUAUCCUAGAUGAAGUCCUAGAAUCUCGUCUACCGGUCUCAUCUGCCGCUACGGGUGCUGCUGAGAUUGAAGCGGGGAUGAGAACCUCAGCAGUAUUCGAGGAAGACUGGAGCAGUUCCUGGACUGCAGAAGGGAUGGAGUUUCUGGAUACCCUGGAGUUUGGCGCAGUUUUUGAUCAAUGGGUGUUUUGA
Aspergillus puulaauensis is the source of this 2070-nucleotide messenger RNA. RefSeq names its product transcription factor domain-containing protein. Gene Ontology annotation, biological process: regulation of DNA-templated transcription; DNA-templated transcription. The record is from RefSeq and is a predicted model, not a curated record. Gene Ontology annotation, molecular function: DNA binding; DNA-binding transcription factor activity, RNA polymerase II-specific; zinc ion binding. Gene Ontology annotation, cellular component: nucleus. Bases 1 to 2070 code for a protein of 689 amino acids. NCBI's taxonomy places the organism in Eukaryota, Fungi, Ascomycota, Eurotiomycetes, Eurotiales, Aspergillaceae. The transcript has 4 exons.